This is a messenger RNA of Phyllotreta striolata, 310 nucleotides long. NCBI's taxonomy places the organism in Eukaryota, Metazoa, Arthropoda, Insecta, Coleoptera, Chrysomelidae. The record is from the annotation of a GenBank genome assembly.
AAAAUUUUCAAGAGAAAGAAGAUUACUCUAACCUCAAAACUAAGUAUUAUUGUUUUGAUACAAGUUUCAAGAUAAAUAACAAAUAAUAAUUUUAUGAUUAAAUAUGAAACCUGCGAUUGUGGCUGAUGAAAUGUUCCCAGAAGGUGCUGGACCUUACAUGGAUCUAGAGGAAGCAGGAGGCUCUUCAGGAUUAUUAAUGGAUUUGACUGCAAACGAAAAAGCAGCUAGUCAGCUAAUGUUCAUUAUUUAUCCAUUUACUUGUGGCGUUUUAGAUUUUGAAGACCUCUACGAUGAUGAAGACCUGCAAUAA